Molecule: messenger RNA, 1259 nt
Organism: Oncorhynchus keta (chum salmon)
Lineage: Eukaryota; Metazoa; Chordata; Actinopteri; Salmoniformes; Salmonidae
Product: zinc finger protein neuro-d4
Exons: 12
Coding region: 1-1233 (410 amino acids)
Biological process (GO): nervous system development
Cellular component (GO): nBAF complex
Source: RefSeq, a predicted model, not a curated record
AUGAAAUUGAAAUUGCUGGUAUAUUACAUGUGCAAUACCGGGAUCUGCAGUGUUACAUUGUAUCUAUCAUACUAUAUCAAAAUGGCCACAGUGGUACAGAACCCCUUGAAAUCGCAAUCUGGAGGAACCGUCAUUAAGAACAGUCUGGGCGAGGAGUUCUACAGAGAGGCCAUCGAGCACUGCCGCAGCUACAAUGCCCGCCUGUGUGCUGAGCGCUCCAUGCGCCUGCCCUUCCUGGACUCCCAGACCGGCGUGGCACAGAGCAACUGCUACAUCUGGAUGGAGAAGAACCACCGUGGCCCAGGUUUGGCCCCAGGACAGUUGUAUACUUACCCUGCGCGCUGCUGGCGCAAGAAGAGACGGCUAAACAUUCUGGAGGACCCUCGCCUCGGACCCAUUGAGUUUAAGAUCGACUACGAGGCGUCUCUGAAGAAGGAAGGGGGCUUGCCGGAGGGGCCGGUGUUGGAAUCACUGCUCAGUGGAGAGACUCUGGACAAGAAGGUGGAGACCAAGGAAGAGGAACCUAUGAGCGAGUGCCAGAAGCUGCUGGUCGGUGAUUUCCCCCAUGAACUGGAAGCGGAGGAGAUGGAAGAGGACGUCCCCAAACGCAAGAACCGCAAGAACCGCGAAGGACGGGCCUGUGGUGUAGGGGGUAUGAGGAAGAGACAAGAACCCAGCACCAUUGAGGACAGGGACAAGCCGUACGUCUGUGACAUCUGUGGGAAGCGCUAUAAAAACCGCCCGGGCCUGAGCUACCACUACACUCACACACACCUAGCGGACGAGGAGGGAGAGGAGGACUCUGAGCGACACACCCUGCCCUUCCAGCGCAAGAACAACCACAAGCCUAAGAAAGCUGCAGAUGGGUCGGUCAUCCCUAACGGCUACUGUGACUUCUGCCUGGGCGGCUCCAAGAAGACCGGCUGUCCCGAGGACCUCAUCUCCUGCGCCGACUGUGGACGCUCAGGCCACCCGUCCUGCCUGCAGUUCACAGUCAACAUGACGGCAGCCGUACGGACCUACCGCUGGCAGUGUAUCGAGUGCAAGUCCUGCAGCUUGUGUGGCACCUCCGAGAAUGAUGAUCAGUUACUAUUCUGUGAUGACUGUGACAGAGGCUACCAUAUGUACUGCCUGAGCCCCCCUAUGGCGGAGCCCCCAGAGGGGAGCUGGAGUUGCCAUCUGUGUCUGCGACAGCUGAAAGAGAAGGCCUCGGCCUACAUCACCCUGACCUAAUCUACCACGUUACACCCCCCCCGCCC